GAUCGUAAUGAUAGAAGACGAGGACCUACAUGCUUUAAUUGUAACGAGAUAGGCCAUUAUGCCAAUCAGUUGUCGUGGCCUAGGAGGUAUGGGGGCGCGGCGCGCCCGUCAACAUCCACAGAUUCCCUAAGGUAAAUGUCCCCACGACGCGGGGAUUGGAGACGGGAACCAAUCACGCAGUUGGAUCAGGGGGUGACCCAGCAGAUCAGUGAGCUGGGUAGAAGCGUCGCGACCAUGAAGCAACACUUUGAGGAGGAAUGGACACGUAAGGAGAACUGUAUAAGGCGGAAGCAGGAGAAGGAGGAGGAGAAGCGACGUGAAGAGGAGAUGCGGAUCCGUGAAGCAGAGGAAAGGGCGAUUCAAGUGAAGAAGGCCAGGAAGAAGGAAAGACGAAGGCGGGAAGCGGAAAGCCGCGCAAAAUUGAAGAAGGAUUUGAGCAUGCAAAUGGUGAUGCAACUUAGCGAGUUGGAAGACAAGAACACCUGGCCAGAUCUGUGGGCGGGCGCGCACGUGCACGCGCACGCGCGCGCGCGCUCGCAGUUGAUUGACGAAGUGGAGAGUCAGGCGCGCCGUCGUCCGAAUCUCUCGCGGCGGCCAGCUACCGGAAGCGCCUCGGUUGUCUGCGGUCGGCGUUUCCGAGGGGGUGUCCAGCGCUGUCGCUGGUGUCCGCCGCCGCCAUUUGCGCGCGCGAUUGCGACAGCAGCGCAGCUGAGACUCCGCUUCGUCCAGCCUGCUGCUCCGCUCUGUUGCGCACUUGCGGAGAGAUCCACACCUGCGUAGCUAGACUUCAUCGCUCUCUCUCUCUGUCUCUCUCUCUCUCUCUCCGUGUCUCUCUCUGUUGGACUCUUCCCUGGGGAGAAGGCUUGGAGGGUAGGUGCAAAGGACCGGCGGAAGGCAGAGAAAGUGAGGGGAAGAGAGAGAGAGAAAAGAGGAGGAAGAGCGGGGGAAAGGGAGGGAGGGUGUGUGUGCAAGCAGCACGAGAGGAGUAGCAGGAAGAGAGGAGGAGGAGGAGGAGGAGGAGGAGGAGGAAGAGGAGCAAAGGAGGAGGGGUAAUCGAAGUUCGGACUUGAGCAAUGAGUGCGGCGGCGGGGAGCUCGAAGCCGGAGUAUUGGGCAAUGGCAACCUUAGGCCUUGUGCAAGAUUGCACGGCGUAUAAGAAGACGAAGCGAGCGACCAGUAAUAUCUUGCGGGCGACCCAGAAAUCUAUUCGAGGGACCGGUCGUGCGGCAUGGAUCGCCGGGACCUCCUUUUUGGUACUGGUCCUUCCUCUCUUGAUAGAGAUGGACCGCGAGCAGCAACUGGUCGAUAUGGAGAAUCAGCAGGCCUCGCUUCUGGUUGGCCAAACGUCAACAACGACUAAGUAGUGAUGACGAUGCAGCCCCCGCCGCCUCCUACUUCCUUUCCUGUUACAGACUUUUAUCUAGCCAUUCAACCUUGGAUUUCCUAUUAUGGCAAUCAAUCCAUGGCACCACC
Chara braunii is the source of this 1473-nucleotide messenger RNA. The record is from the annotation of a GenBank genome assembly. Lineage: Eukaryota; Viridiplantae; Streptophyta; Charophyceae; Charales; Characeae.